Messenger RNA from Cucumis sativus (cucumber), 563 nucleotides. Its product is annotated as E3 ubiquitin-protein ligase UPL6-like. NCBI's taxonomy places the organism in Eukaryota, Viridiplantae, Streptophyta, Magnoliopsida, Cucurbitales, Cucurbitaceae. The transcript has 4 exons. Gene Ontology annotation, biological process: ubiquitin-dependent protein catabolic process; protein polyubiquitination. Gene Ontology annotation, molecular function: ubiquitin protein ligase activity. The record is from RefSeq and is a predicted model, not a curated record. Bases 38 to 496 code for a protein of 152 amino acids.
UAAUUAUUUACUUGGCCUUGUUUCUUUGUAGGCAGUGAUGGAAAAUACCAGAGCAAAUGAUAUACACAAGCGAGUUCCCUUUUUAGUACCGUUUACUAGCAGGGUUAAGAUUUUCACUACACAACUAGCAGCAGCUAGGCAAAGGAAUGGAUCUCUUGCUGUUUUUGCCAGAAACCGGUUUAGAAUUCGACGAAAUCAUAUAUUGGAAGAUGCUUUCAGUCAGAUGAGUGCAUUGUCUGAAGUUGAUCUUCGAGGAUCGAUACGUGUGUCUUUUGUUAAUGAAUUUGGAGUUGAGGAGGCAGGAAUUGAUGGUGGUGGUAUUUUUAAAGAUGUCAUGGAGAACAUUACACGGGCAGCCUUUGACGUGCAGUAUGGUUUAUUUAAGCAAAUCGCUGACCAUUUGCUCUACCCCAAUCCUGGUUCGGGAAUGAUACAUGAGCAACAUCUCCAGUUUUUCCAUUUCCUCGAAGUUCUUUUGGCAAAGGUAUGGCCAUAAUUCCCAAUCAUACAUGGAAUUUACUUUGGUUGAUUAGUUUUUUCUUUUUUUGGAUAAGGAUAUCCUG